AUGUCCAAGUGGAUUCCUGUUAACAAGUAUGGUAUUGUGGUUGAACCAUUCAUCAAGCAACAUCCUCUUCAUCUCGAUCUCAAUGUUGGUGAUUUGGUCUUUAUUCGAUCAGAAAAAGAUGGAUGGGCAAAAGGAUCAGUCUUUAGGAAUCGUUACAUUGCUAAAUUAUUGGCAUCGCUCCAUAUGAAUUCAUCAUCAACACAAUCGAAUAUGGUCUCUAUGAAUAAUAAUAACAAUAAUAACAAUAACAACAAUACUUCAACAUCGACUGCACAAUCUGCCAAUACAACCUCCUUGUCGGCCAACUCUGCCAAUACGACCAAUACAGGAGGAGCCUCUUCUGCCUCCACAGCCACUCUCUCCAAUUCAAAUCUUGGAAAUGCCAAUGUUGGAAGUGGAAGUGCCAUUCUUCAACUUUCGAACAAUAAUAGUGGUGGUGCUGGUGGUGGUGGUGGUGGUGGUACGGGUGGUAAUGAUGCCAUGAAUUCAUCCUCAUCACUCGGUGCUACUCUUCCUCAAUCCUUGGAUGACAUGCCAGCCAAUCUAUUGGCAGACAUUAAAACUGCUCUCGAUUUCAACGUGAGUGCCAUCUCUGUAUUUCCCAUUCCUAAAGGCUUCUUCCCAACAACGGCCAUCAAACGCAUCGAAGAGAAGAAAGCCUUAAAAUUGGGUGAGAAAAAUGCGAGUACGACUUCAACGUCGUCCGAUAAAGUCUCCUCCAUGAUGAUUGGAAGGGACAACAACAAAUCAGUGACUGAUUCACUGGCUCCAUUGUCUGCUCUCGGAGGUGUUUUGAGAUCCAAUUUCAAGAUGAACUUUUCUGAAGAAGUUGAUGGUAAUGAAUUUGCAGAGAGCAAGUAUGGCUUCUUUGAUGAAAAAGAUUUUGAAAUUGAACAUUGUUAUAACAUCUUUCUAGUGACUGAAGAAUGGCUCUCUUUCUUUGAUGGAUCCAAAGAACGUAUGGACAUUGUUGAUCGUGAUCAAUUUGAAAGAAUUUACGACAUUCUCUCAAAAUUAUUCUUUGAUUUGCAAGAAUAUAAAAAGGCGUUUGAUCUCAGAAAGAGAUUGAAAGAAGCCUUAGUCUCUCCUAACGAUGGUCUCAUCAAAACUGAAAACAAAUUACACAAACUUCAAAACAAUUUAAUUAAGCUCGUUGAAGAAGGUUGUAAUGCUCUCUUGUAUGACAUUAUUGUGAGAAAGAAGGGUAAAGUUUUGGAUGAAAUCUUGCAAACUGAUGCCAAUGUCGAUAAGAAUGCUCUCAUGACGAGCUCUCAUGAAAAUGGAGAAGGAAAUGCAUUUGUACUUCCUCCACCCUCUCAAACAGUAGCUGAUAUUGUGAAUUAUAUGAUUCAAAACGAAAUUUCUUCGACUGCUCUCUCCUCUUCUUCAACAGUGACUACGAUUGUGAAACUCUAUAGAUCCUAUGUUCAAACAUUGGAACGAGAAAUUGAUGCCAUGAAAGAACGAAGACAAAAGCGAUUAAAAAAUCAUAACAAGAGAGAGGCAGGAGGUAGAGGUGGUGCUUUGGGACGAUUUGGUUUACCUUUCCAUUUGCCUGAUUUUGAUACUGAACCUGCUCAUGCUCUUGGAAGUGAUGAUACCAAACAAUUCUAUCAUUUACCAGAGGGUAACAUACAAUUAUUACUCGCUCUUGAUUUUUGUCAAAUCGAUACAGAAUAUGCCAUUGAAAUGGAUCUUUCAUUAUAUAGUAAGAAGUCAGAACAAUUUGUGAGUGAACCUUUCAUGAUUCCACUCUUGACUCCGACGGAAAGAAAACUCGGUAAAAUUCAAGCAGAGACCAAAGAUGGUUUCUCUGAGAGAAGAUGUAUUAUCAAAGACAUUACCAGCAAUGACAUUAAGGAAGAUUUGUACAUUGUUGCUAGGUUUUAUAGAAUUGGACCUGUACUUUUAGAAGAAAAAGCGAAAAAGAAAGAUAAGGAUACUCUUCAUGCUGAUACGGUUGAUGUCAAGAGACCUAUUUGGGUUGGUAUUGCAGACGUGAAUCCUACCGUCAUUAAUAAUAUUGUGAGUGGUGAGACUGCACUCCUUGAGAAUCUUUCUGUCUAUCAAACAGCAAAAGAAGAGAAUUUUUAUGCGCUUCAUCAAACCUUGAUCAAAUUGGCGAACGAGCACGCAGGACAAAUUCCCAAUGAACUUCCAAGAGAUAUUUCCAAAGUUUCAGAUUCUCUCAUUCGAUCCUUUGGACUCUCUCUCAAUAUGCUCAUUGGUGAAUAUGAAGAAGUGGUCUUCUCGAAGGAUCAUCUUCGUUUCAAACCAGUCAUUCAAAUGCUCAAAUUCCCAAGUGCUGUUUCACCAGGUGAUCGUCGUAAUGAUAUUUACAUUACUUUGGAAGGUUUAUUGGCCAAUGCCAAAGAAUACAAGAAUGUGUUGGUAGAAGCUGAAUUGUAUCAAGCGACCAUUUCAACGGCUAAAAAUCCACCGAGCAUUCCUUCUGAAGUGAAACCCAUGAUUCCACUCAACAACAAUCUCGGUUAUGAUUACAAUAGUGGUAAUUUACCAUCUUCCAUUCCAUCUCACAAGAGAAAGGUAUUCAGUUCGAUUGUAUUGUAUCAUAUCAAGAAUCCAAAAUGGAAAGAAACCUUUAGAAUGAGUGUAGAACCUGAUCUCAUUGAUCGAUCCAUUGUCGUUUUCAAGAUUUAUAAUUGUAGAUCGAGACAUUCAACCAAGGAAUUGAUUGGAUUUGCAUAUUGGAAAAUGACCAAUUCCACAGGCUUGUUGGACGUGACUUGUAAGAGUGAACAAGAUGCGAAUAGUAGUGGAGCUCAGAACUUUUCUGAGAACAACAAACAACCCGUAGUCGAAGUGAACAUUUAUAAGGUAACUAAGAAAUUCAAGGGAGGAGAUUUUUCAGGUAUUUUUGAUUUUCACAAAAAUCCUGAGGAACGUGAAACUCAUCGAACCAAGGGACAAAAACUUGUGGUUUCUUUCAAUGUUGUGAGUACAAGAAUUACUCAAAAUCCUGACAUGAAGAAUUUAUUAGAUUGGAAGACUCAAACCAGUGUUUCUGAUGUUGUCAAUCAAUUCACGUUCAACAUGGGAGAUGUGAUGGGUAUUGCCAUUUUCAUUAGAGAAAUCUUUGGUGCUCUUUUCGAUAUUUUGAGUGCAAGUGAAGAUAAGGCAAAUGUUCCUGAAAAGAUUUUCGAAGUGACCUACAAGGCUAUUAACAAUAUUUUGUCUCAGAAACAAUUUUGGCCUUUCUUGCGUGUCAUUGAUGAGUACAUUACCAACUACUUUCAAUCGGUCAAUGCUUACAAAUGGCUCUUGAAAUUUUUAAUUUCCGAUCUUUGUAAAAUUCAAUCCAGACGAGAAGAUGAAAUUCUUCGUGAAGAUCCCUAUGACCAGUUGAUGCCAUUUGAAUUGGAACAAGAAAAUGGAACUUCUGAAACCUCGAAUGGUACCUUUACCAACAACAACAACAACACUUCUACCACCAAUGGAAAUAACAACAAUACUACUACAGCAACCAUUCCUUCCAACAUCAUUGAAGAAACUCAAGUUCCUGCUGCUUCUCUUGCCAAAAUUGUUCCUGUUCUCUCUCAAUCCAUCAAGUGUAUUGAUUAUUGGGCCAAGUUCAUUGUCAAAUCUCGAGAAAAUUAUAUUGAAAGAUAUGGACAAACUGAAAAGGAUGAAAAAGAUUUUGAAAGACAAGUCUCCAUUCUCAUGAAAUUGAUUACAGUCUUGUUGCAACAUCCACAAAACGCAAUGCUUGGUGUGAAGGCAAACUUUUUGAAAUUUUUCAGUUCUUCCUUCUUUGAUGAAGUGAAUCGAGUCUUUAAGGAUGAUAAAAAGAUGGGACGAGCAGUGGUUGAUUUCAUUCUUGCCAUGAAUAAUUGUUCAGCAGCUGUCGACUCUACUGGUAAGACCGACACCAAGAAAUCAAAAGAACAAAAAACGUAUUCGAAUCGAAUGUUGGCUCUCAGUUGUGUGUUGAAAUCCACAGUGUUCAAUCGAGAUGGUUGUCGUAAAGUUGUACUUCCCUAUGUGAUUGAUGUCAUUCGUGAUGGUAUUCUAGAAACGAAUGGAGGUGAUCUUGAAUCUGGAAUUUCACUUCUCAAUGAACUUUUACAUGCCACUCAAAAGUUAAUGCUUCAAGCCAAUAGAAAACAAUUAUUAUUAUUCAAUCAAGAACAAAACCAUACGACCAUGACCACGACGACGACGACGACCAUGACGACGACGACGACCAUGACCAUUACUUCCACUCCAACCUCAUUCAUCAAAACCAUGGCUGAAAAUUAUAACUCUCCAAAUUAUUCCUUCCAAAAGCAAAGAAAGGCCAUUUCAAGUGCAUGGAUGAAAUCCAACGUUCCACAAGAAGGUGAAAACUUUACGGAUGGACUCGUCAAGACCAUUUAUGAAAUUUAUCAACUCUUCCAAACCAUUAAGGACAGAUAUGAAUUACUCACUUCUGAAUCACAAGUAUUGAAGAAGGAAAUUGAUGACAAGACUAAACUCUUAUUAGAAUCUCAAAAUGAAUCGGAUCAAUCCAAACAAGCAGCUCGACGAGGAGGUGGUGGUGGUGUCACUCGAACCAACGUGAAUCAAGGAACUCUUCAGAAAGAAAUUGAUGACAAACAAAAAUCUCUCGAUUCCAUUGAAAAUAAUCGAAGAGAUUUAAUGUGUUCCAUUAUUAGUUUUGUGAAAAUGUACAGUGGUAGUUCUGUCUUGUUACUUUCACAUUUAAUUCAAGAUGAACAUGUUGCCACUGGUUUAUCUCAACAAACAGUGAAGAAUAUUUUAUAUCUUCAUGAAUUGAUUACUGGAAAGAACAACAACAUUCCUCGUGAAUGGAUUGGAUUCCGUCUCUUCAUGUACAAUACUCUCUUUAGAUCUCUUGUUUCAACAAGUAAUGUGUUAUUGUAUCAUUUUACCAGUUACAAGAAUAGUCUUUCAAAUAUUGUGAAUAAUAUUCAUGAGAAUGAUGGAGCAACAGGAGCAACAGGAGGAGCAACAGGAGGAGGAAUAGGAGGAGCAGGAAUAGGAGGAGCAACAGGAGGAGCAGACUCUGAGAGUGUUCCAUCUGAAUUUAAAGAAUUAUGGGAUCUUGUGUUCAAACACUCGUUCAGUUUCAUCAAUUGGAUCGAAGUUGAAAAGAUGAGAGCCUAUGAGAGAAUCAAAAUUCAAUCUCGCCACGAAGAUUAUCGUUCCCUUCUUCUUCAUCAUUUGUAUGAAAAGGUUUACAAACAUGAAAAUAUGAAGAAGGACAUCAAGUUAAUCUUUGUACCCAAAUUGGUUCACCAAAUUAUGAGUCUCUUCAAUAUUGAUCAUCGAUUGUUACACGAUCCAGCGAUCAAACUCUACUAUGCUCUCAUUGAAACUGAAUUUGAGAAUCACAAACGAUUGGCUCAAUGUGAAGCUGUCACACAGAGUCGAGUGGUUCGUUCCAAAAUUGGAAGUCUCUUUAAAGAGAAUUUCACGGACAAGUUAAAGACCAUGUUCCAAGAAAAUCUUUCAUCAACCAACACUCAAGAACUUGGCAAAGAAGGAAUGUUGUUAUUGAAUCGUUUAGAGACUUUAAUUUCUCAAGUUGAACAAAUUCAAACCUAUGAAGAUAAGGAUGAACACAAAUUCUGUGAAGCAUGUAUUGAUGUGAUGAGAUCAUUCAAAGUCAAUCACAAUUAUGAUCUCUAUUAUCAAUAUGUUGACAAAUUGAGUGCUGUUCAUGAAAGAAAUGGAAACUUUAUUGAAUCAGCUCUUGUUUUGUAUAAACAUGCAAAACGUCUUCAAUGGAAUGAUGAACGUAAAUUACCUUAUCAUUCUGAUGAUUAUCCAGAACAAUCAGAAGCUGAACGUAAAAUCAAACUCUAUGAAAAGAUGAUUGAUUUAUUGGAUAAGGGUAAAGAUUGGGAGAGAGCGAUUGAACUUUCAAGACAACUUCGAAAUUAUUAUUUACACAAUUACAAGUAUGCCAAGACUCAAAAUUUAUUGAAACGUGAAGGUGAAUUUUAUAAUCUCAUCAUGACCAAGAGACGUUUCUUUGCAUCGUAUUAUUAUGUGAAUUUUAUGGGUAAAGGAUUUCUUAAAAUGGGUUUACAAGGUCCAUACAUUUACAAGAGUGUGGAAGGUGAAAACUUUAUGGACUUUUUGAAUGGACUCAAAGACAAGUAUCAAGCUCAACUCUUCCAAAAGGUUCCAUCCGAUCCUGAACAAUACAGAAAUCAAGAUGGAAGAUAUUUUGUUGCUUUCCAUGUGGAUCAAAGUUCUGAAAGCGAAUGGGAGAAUAUGUUCAUGCAUCGUGAUAAGAGAAUUUCACCCAAGAUUUUAUGUUAUCGAAAAUUACAUAAUGUUAAUUAUUUCAAAUCAGAAUCAAGAUAUAGAGAAUCUAAGGAAAAGACCAACAAUGAAUAUAAGGACAUGCAUCGUGAAAUUACCUUUUAUAUUACACCUAAAAAGUUCCCAACCAUAUGCAGACGUCAGAGAGUUCUUUUAGGAGAUUCAUUGAAAAUUUAUGAAGAUAAAUUAUUGAAGGGUGAAAAGUUGAAAUAUAAGGAUUAUGCUUCAUGUAUUGAUCUCACCAAAAUAUCCUAUGUAGCCAAUGACAAGUUAUUACACUUGUGUCCACUUGAAAAUGCCAUCAAAGAUAUUGAAGAUAAGGUCAAUGAAUUGGAAGAACUUGUGAUUAAUCAUCAUCUCGAUCAACAACCAGAUACCAAUGCUCUCUCCAUGUCUCUCAAUGGUACCAUUGAUGCUGCUGUGAAUGGUGGUCAAGACAAGUACAUUUCAGCAUUCUUUACUGAACAAUAUGUGAAUACUCAUCCUGAACAUGAUCACUUGUUGAAACGAUUCAAAGUGGCACUCCAAAAUCAAAUAUUUAUUUUAGAAGAGGGUUUGAGACAACGAAGACUGUUUGUGGAAGGAAAGGCACUUGCUUUGAAUGAUUAUUUGGAAACUCGUUUGCAAGAGAUGAAAAAGAAACUUGAAGAAUUGUUGUUCAAGUAA
Molecule: messenger RNA, 6960 nt
Organism: Naegleria lovaniensis
Lineage: Eukaryota; Heterolobosea; Eutetramitea; Acrasida; Naegleriidae
Exons: 2
Coding region: 1-6960 (2319 amino acids)
Biological process (GO): small GTPase-mediated signal transduction
Cellular component (GO): plasma membrane; cytoplasm
Molecular function (GO): small GTPase binding; guanyl-nucleotide exchange factor activity
Source: RefSeq, a predicted model, not a curated record